AUGAAUUUGUUUCGUCUGUUCUAUAUCCUUCUGCUGUUGGAUCUUUCCUUCCAGAGUGGCUUGAAGAUUAUAAAGUCAAAUGGACAACUAGGACCAGAACCUUGCGCAUUCACUUGCGUCGGAACAACUGGAAGGGAUACAACAAAAUGGAAUGACGAUAGAGCGGGCAAAGUCUGGAUAGACGUGGACAUGUCAGCCUGCAACUUUGUUGAUGUUCCAGUCAUAACAACUACUGUGGAAGGGGCAGCUCACCACGAUUAUUUGGUUGGGACUUCUUCAGUUUUCUUCACAAACAAGAAGGGAUUCAGGAUCCACCUCAUGGGCCAAGUACCUACUGCUUAUCUGCCUAAUGUCACUUGGAAGCCAGUUGCAGAAGAUGCAAAAUCCUCCAGAUCUCAAAACCACAUGAUUUUCCUCCUAUUCCUUCAUAUCUUCCACCAUGUGAACGCUCAGGAGGAUUUAGCUAGAUUCGUCUUAGCAUUAAGAAAUGAAUUCUCAGACACGUGUCCCCCUGUAAAUAAUAUUACGGAUAAACGAGCUUGCUGGCUGAGAAUCUCUCAGCUUACAUUCCCAGGAACACACAACAGUGCAGCUAGAGAUGAUCUGAAACUGAGUUUCUUGAACAUGCCUGUACCAGACUGUAGACAUCAGAACCAGAAACUUACCAUUACUCAGCAGCUGGAACUGGGAGUCAGAUCCCUGGACAUUGAUGUGGCGUAUAGACAGGCUGCUGGGUCAAGAGUGAAGGAUAAUGCAGUUGUAACACACUGUGCAGGUUUGUGCGCUUAUGGAGUGAAACUAGAGUCUGUCCUUACAGAAAUAGCACAAUUUUUGGAUAAGAACCAGCAUGAAAUUCUGAUGAUACGGAUAGUAGACUUCAGUGUUGACAGUGAGGCACAUAGAAUGUUACUAACUCAGGCAAUAGUGGAGCUGGUCAGAGAUACUAUUGGCAUCAGGAGACUAAACUAUCACACCGAUCCUCUGGUGUUAUCUGCUUUGGUCAUGAAACGAAAUGUUUUCUUCUACAUUAACACAGAUCUCUGGUUUCACAUCAAGAGAAUCAAAUACACAUUACGAGAGAUGAGAAAGUUCAUCCGGCCACACAAACAUCUGGCAACUUGGUGGCAGCUACAUCAUCACAUUUACUAUACAUGUGACCUGAAAACGGGUUCAAUAAAUUACUUCAAUAAUUCCAAGAACCAGGAGCUCAUGCAAAGCUUCCCUUGGUUACCCAUCAUUUCAGAUUGGUAUGAUCCAGGCACAGAGAUGGGAAUCUGUUUGACAGACUCAGCUGAGGAGUGUAGAGAAACUGUUGGGGUCAACAUUCAGUUAACUCAUUACUUACAGCACAACUUUAACAGAACGAUAAACCUACUGAUGACCGACUUUACAGGAGUGGAUACCAUUGAGACUGCUCGUCAGAUGAAUCUUCUUAACAUUGAAGUUUUCAUUGAAAACAAACAGGGGUAUCUCAGUUUCGAUGUAGCACACUCACACCAUAUGACAAAGUACCCUUUCGGAGAGUCAGAGAAGUAACAUAGCAUAGUAAAAGAAAGAUUACUGCAAAAAAAGUUCAUUGAAAAGAUACAUAUUGAUUCGGUUAAAAACCGGAAAGUUAAAUCAAAAAAUUAAAAACUGAAUUUAUGUGCAAUGAUCAGCACAACUGAACUAUACGAUUCGAUAUAAUAUUAUCAAUGUAAAAUUUAAUAUGAUGAAACAUAAACAAAAAUUUGAGAAUUAUCCAUUAUCGUUUUUAGCAGGAUUUUCUAUUCGAUGUCCAAAC
Messenger RNA from Bolinopsis microptera, 1783 nucleotides. RefSeq lists its product as uncharacterized. Bases 1 to 1536 code for a protein of 511 amino acids. The record is from RefSeq and is a predicted model, not a curated record. Gene Ontology annotation, molecular function: phosphoric diester hydrolase activity. NCBI's taxonomy places the organism in Eukaryota, Metazoa, Ctenophora, Tentaculata, Lobata, Bolinopsidae. Gene Ontology annotation, biological process: lipid metabolic process. The transcript has 10 exons.